AGAAGAAAGAAAGAUCUCAAUACAGCUUCUAAGAGCUCAGCUUAACUUGAAGUGAUAGGACGAACUCAUUCAAAACAAUGGAAGGUGAAUGCAAGGUACUACUGGACACCACUGUCCACACAGAAGCCAGGAGAAAAAUAUUGCAAGUCAAACCCGGCUCAAAGCUAACCACAGCCCUGCUGGUGUUCACACUCUGCCUCGCGGCUACUGCUGCUGCUGCUGUCCUCGUCUUCCACAGGCAUGCCAAGGGCCCAGGACAAGAUGAAGACAAUUUUGAUCUUCGCCGCACAUUGAGGCAGAUUUCAAAUGUAAGAGCAGCCAUUCAUUUAGAAGGACACUACAACCCUGCUGUGAAAACCUCACCUGAAUGGAAGAAUGAGGUGGACCAUUACCACUCUCAAGGAGGGCUGGUACUCAAAAACAACGAAAUUGUUAUUCCUCAAAAAGGCCUCUACUUUGUUUACAGCCAAGCGUCGUUCAGGGUCAAUUGCAGCAGCAGCGAUACUGAUGACGCCACCUCACAGCCCAUUGUCCACGUGAGUCACACUGUGAAGCGCUGGUCAAGUUCGUUAGGGGAUAAGAAACAGACCAUCCUGCACUCCAUCCGCAGUGUCUGCCAAAUGAAAGCCAGCCGCAAUCCAGAUGAGGAGGGGAGCUGGUUCUCCUCUGUGUACAUGGGAGCAGUGUUCAACCUGAUGAAUGGGGACAUACUAAGCACGGUGAUGGAAGAGGAAAUGCUGCCCGACCUAGAGGAUGAAUGGGGAAAGACAUUCUUCGGAGUGUUUGCUUUGUGAGGACAUUUGACUGACAUGUAGAGGGCUCCACUGUGAGGCCUGCAGCCGGCUGCCUUACCUGAACUCACUGACUCUGCAUGUAUUAGUCUGUGCAACUUUCAAGACAGAUUUCAAACCAAACUCUUAUCAAAUAAUUUAAAGUUUCCAUGGCUUACAGUGAGCCAUGAAGGAGGAGCUCGCUGUAAUGUAUUAACAUAGAUAUCUCUAUGUGACUAUAAUGUUAUGUACUAUGUACUCGCCUUAGUGUCAAUACCUUUUGAUGUACUGCAAUGCUAAAGCUGUAAUUUAUAGAUGUACUACAACUACUGCGUAUUUAUUGUGUCACUACAGGCUGACAGAAGAGGAUGUAUUUAUUUAACAUAACAUUAUUAUAUUUAUCAUAUUUAUUGUUUCUAUUUAUUUAUGUUUUCAGUAUUUAUGCUGUUUUUUAUACAUUAUUUAUUGAUUAUUUAUUGAAACAGAUAAUCAGUUUAAUCAGCUGUUUGUCACUGUAUUUUUUUAUUGAUAUUGUCAAAUAAUGCCAUGGUGCCUAUGGUGCUGUAAAA
Anoplopoma fimbria (sablefish) is the source of this 1339-nucleotide messenger RNA. It is a transcript of the gene tnfa, whose product is annotated as tumor necrosis factor a (TNF superfamily, member 2). Bases 78 to 794 code for a protein of 238 amino acids. Gene Ontology annotation, cellular component: membrane. NCBI's taxonomy places the organism in Eukaryota, Metazoa, Chordata, Actinopteri, Perciformes, Anoplopomatidae. Gene Ontology annotation, biological process: immune response. The transcript is spliced from 4 exons. Gene Ontology annotation, molecular function: tumor necrosis factor receptor binding. The record is from RefSeq and is a predicted model, not a curated record.